UCACCUGACGAAGUGGCUCGUGGAAAUGGCAGGUGUUCAUUUGGAGCUCUGGUUUUAACCAAACUCAUGUUGAUUAUUGAUCUUUGUCUCCCUCAAAGCUAAACACACAAUCACGUUUCCAUCUUCAGUUUGGUUUCACUUUCCUUUUCCCUGGAAAAAAGACAACACCCAGUCUGUACACGAGCUGCUACAUGUACAGCAAAUUAUGGACAAAACAAAAGAAAAAUCCAAAAUAAAGCCCAGCCUCUUUAAUUUUGGAGCAAUUUCCGAACCACCUGAACCACCUUCUUGUGAACCACCUUCUUUCCUACACGACACCAGACCUAAAACUGUUUCCAGCAUCUUUGGAGAUAUUAAACCAGAAGAAAAGAAGGAAAACAAUGCUUUUAAACUUCCAGAUUUUUCUGCAGCUCAAGCAAAGUUUGAUGUUCCGUGGAGGAACAUGGAGUGGACAGAGGAGCAUAAGAAAAGCUUGAUGAAGACUGUGAGCUCCUACAGACCCAGCUGUGAGAAGAUUACCCAGGCUCAGGUUCUCGUUUUGGGUCCAGUAGGUUCUGGAAAGUCCAGCUUCAUCAGCUCGGUCCAGUCUGUGUUUCAUGGAAGAGUUGUGAACCGUGCCAUGGUGGGCUCCAUGUCAACCAGCUUCACCAAGAAGCUACAGACCUUCAACAUCCAGGUUCAGAAGGGAGAAGACAGUGGGCUGGUGAUGUGUGACAUCAAAGGCAUCGGAGAUGGAGAGAUGACCGGGCUGACCCUUCAUGAUAUUGUGUCAGUGAUCAAAGGUCACGUUCCUAAUGGACACAAGUUUAGCUUGGAGCAGCCAGUGUCAUCAGAAACUGUUGGCUAUGUGAAGACACCGACCCUCGCAGAAAAGAUUCACUGUGUGGCUUUUGUGGUGGAUGCUUCCAAAAUUACAACGUACCCCAAAAGCAUCGGCGCCACCUUCAGGAGGCUCAGGGAACAAAUCAGUGAUCUGGGAGUUCAUCAGGUGGCUCUGCUGACCCAUAUUGACCGGAUCUGUGCUGCAACAGCUGCAGAUGUCUCCCAAGUUUACAAGAGUCCAAAUGUUCAAGACGUGAUGAACAAAGCUGGAGCUCUGCUGGGCAUGUCCACCUCCUACAUUAUUCCAGUGAAGAACUAUUCAUCAGAGCUGGACCUGGAUUUGAAGAAAGACGUACUUCUGCUCAGUGCUGUUGACCACAUCUUGCAGUAUACAGAACUAUUUUAUCAGGAUUAUAAACCAAACAAGAAGCAAGUUGUCUGUUAAAUCCCUUAAGAAAGACGUAUAAAGCGAUAUAGGUCGUUAUACUGCAGCUUGAUUUCAGUCUAACUUGUUACCGAGCUUCAUUUCUUUUUCUUUUCAGGCUUCUGAGUUAAGUCAUGAGAAAUGUUUUUAUGAAUAAUUUCUAACGUUAAAUCUUCUUUACAUUGUAAUUUACUGAGAUGUAAUUUAUUACAUUUCAAUGUAACGAUAAUUCCUGUUUUUCUUUUUGUUUGAUCAGUCAAAUCAAUGUAGCAAACAUUUUUUUUACUCUGCAACAAAAGACAACUUUGCUUACUUUUUUUAAUACCAUUCAGAAAACUAUUAUAAUAAAUCUCCUUUCCAAAAAUA
This is a messenger RNA of Oryzias melastigma (Indian medaka), 1612 nucleotides long. RefSeq names its product interferon induced protein 44g (gene ifi44g). The record is from RefSeq and is a predicted model, not a curated record. Lineage: Eukaryota; Metazoa; Chordata; Actinopteri; Beloniformes; Adrianichthyidae. The transcript is spliced from 9 exons. The coding region runs from base 206 to 1267 and encodes 353 amino acids.